GUGAGGAGGCCGACGUGAUUAGGUCUAUCGGGUGGCGUCCACACGCUCUAUACGCCGCGCGCGGCUCUUAUCAUUGCUUGCAAGCCAGCGCGCUGCGACUGCGCCAGGCCUCUUGCCCUCUACUGCGUCGGCCGAAUAUCGCUUGGGUGACCCAGCUCGUUGCCCGGCCCAUCAACGCCGUCGACGCGGGACCACAACGCGCGCGGGACCAUGGCUGUCCGCGCCGCCAUCGCUGUCGCUCUCCUAGCCGGCACGGCCGAACCCCUGACGCGCGAAGACCGGAGCCUCCCGCCAGCCCUGCCCAUCCCGGAGAACUACAACAGCACGCUGGGCUGGCCCGUCCUCGACUUCAGCGGCGCCGAGCUCGACGCGCCCUUACCGAAGGCGCACUCCUCCACACGGCUCCACAAGCGCAACAUUUCGACAGUCAUAAGGAGAAGAAGACUCCAGGCCCCCGACGCGCACCAAGGCGGCCUCACCCCGUUAUUCAUGGGCAUCGGCACGCACUACGCGCAUGUCUACGUGGGCACGCCGGCCCAACGUGUCUCUGUAAUAGUAGACACCGGUUCUCAUCAUACGGCCUUCCCGUGCGCCGGCUGCAAGUCGUGCGGCAAGCACACGGACCCCUACUUCGAACCAAGUAGAUCCUCUACGUUAGUUAGAUUGGACUGCAGCAAGUGCGUCGCGGCAGCGAGAUGUGUGGCCAAAACCUGCCAAGUGUCCCAAAGUUAUACGGAAGGCUCGAGCUGGAAAGCCGUCCAGAUGAAGGACAACUACUACGUGGGCGGCGACGACGCCUCGGCCCCGCCUAGAGCGGGAGAGAAGUGGAUCGCGACGCCGUUCGUCUUCGGCUGCCAGACCUAUGAAACAGGGUUAUUCAGGACCCAGAAGGCUGAUGGGAUCAUGGGCAUGUCCAUGCACGCCCAGACGCUCGUGCCGACGAUGCGGUCCGCCAAUAAGUUAGGCCACAACUCGUUUGCCAUGUGCUUCAUGCAGGGCGGCGGGACCAUGGCCCUUGGGGGGGUCGACACGCGCAUCCACAAGGAGCCGAUGCAAUUUGUACCUCUCGCGAAGAAUUCGGGCUGGUUCACGGUGCAGCUGAAAGAUGUGCUCUUGAAUGGGAAGUCCAUCGGCGUUCCUGAAAGUACGUGGAACACGGGCAAAGGUACCAUCGUCGAUAGCGGUACGACGGACACGUAUCUCCCUCGCCGUGCGGCGGAACAGUUCAAGCGGGCCUGGCACGCGGCCAUGGGCCCCUCACCCAAGUACGCCAAUUCUAAACUGGCAUAUACGGCGGCCCAGGCCGCGAAGUUUCCUACGAUAACUUACGUCUUCGCGGGCGGCGUCAAGGUCGACGUCGAGGGCAAGGCCUACAUGGAGAAGGCCGGGGCCGGGCGGUGGGUGCCCCGAGUGUACCUCACGGAGGCGUCCGGUACCGUAUUAGGGGCGAACUUCAUGGAGGACCACGACUGCUUCUUCGACGCGGAGCGCCGCCGCGUCGGCUUCGCGCGGGCCGACUGCGACUACCACUCGUUGAAAUAGGUGGUCUCUCCCUUCCUGGCGCGUGGGUAACAAGUGUGUGACUGAC
Messenger RNA from Pelagomonas calceolata, 1588 nucleotides. NCBI's taxonomy places the organism in Eukaryota, Pelagophyceae, Pelagomonadales, Pelagomonadaceae. The record is from the annotation of a GenBank genome assembly.